Nannochloropsis gaditana CCMP526 is the source of this 306-nucleotide messenger RNA. RefSeq lists its product as uncharacterized. The record is from RefSeq and is a predicted model, not a curated record. The transcript has a single exon. The annotation marks the transcript as partial.
GGAGGAAGAACAUGACCGGGAUCCCCACGGGGUAAACGGCCAGGGCGAGGACAAUCAGGGGCAUGUACCGCAAGUAAUAGCGGGAUCGGCAAUCGAUGGUGAAGUCCGACACCAGGUACCGGCGCCCGUUGUCGAGGGUACGGCAGUUAACCGCACCGAGGACCACGCGCGAGACGGCCGGGUAGAUGAGGAGAAUGAUCCAGAACCAGAAGGUGAUCAUCCGAGACGUGUAGCGUUCCACGGAAAAUCGCUCCACGUUCUCCUGUUUUUCCAACAGGGUCAAUUUGUGCUUGAUUUCCAAAAUCG